Molecule: messenger RNA, 1805 nt
Organism: Camellia sinensis
Lineage: Eukaryota; Viridiplantae; Streptophyta; Magnoliopsida; Ericales; Theaceae
Product: Cytidine/deoxycytidylate deaminase family protein
Cellular component (GO): nucleus; cytoplasm
Molecular function (GO): tRNA-specific adenosine-34 deaminase activity
Source: RefSeq, a predicted model, not a curated record
UAAUAUACCUACUUAACAAGACAUUUGUGAUUUGCUUCUCACCCAUACCCGCUGAUCCAUCGACUCCACUGCCCCGUUGCUUCCCAUCGGCAUCGGCAUCGGCAUCGGCGGUGCUAACACGCAGCAGGACUUUGAACUCAAGUGAUGACUCUGAUGAGUAGUAAGAGGGACUGGGAAAUUGUUCAUAUCCCAGAGAAGCCUCCUAUUCCACCUCACCAACAACCCACUGUUAAUGUCUAUGCUGCCCUGAUUGACCCAAAACACACCAAUACUCUUGUAAGGAAGUUAAAUCAAAUUGCACCACUUGAAAAUCUCCGCCAUGUAAAGCGUGUGCGCAAGCAACAUCUUGAAAAAGGGAAAACUCAAUUAUCAGUGAUCUUAUGCCUUGCAUGUGAAAAUGGAUGUCAACAGGAUAGCAUUCCAAAUGGCGUAUUAGAGCUCAUCAGCUCUUACCAGUUGAGUUUCUUCGUUACAAAAGUUUGCAAAUUUGCUGCAUUAUCAAAAGAAGAGUGGGAAGAACAGUGCAAACUAUGGCCAACUUCGUAUCAUCCACCAACCUACAAUAUAGAUGGCAUUACUGGAUUUAGUGAAGAGGACUCCCAUUCGAUUCACAACUUCAUGAAACUUACAGUUGAUAUGGCGAAAUCUGGUGAUGGCCAGGUAGUUAAUGCCGCUAUUAUUGUGGAUCCUUCAACUAAGCAGGUAAUUGCAAGUGCAUGUGACCAAGUGCGCUCUCAGAAUUCACUAACAAACCAGGCAGGUGUGGAAACAUGCUUCUUUGAACAGCAAGAAGCUUAUACUUGCCACCCCAUUGCCAGUAGCGUUGAAAUACAUAAAAAAUUGCUUUCAAACCCUUCAUCUGCUGAAUCCAGGCAGUUGUACACUGGUGUUGCUUGUUUAUACCCUUGGCAAUGGGCUGAGCAACAACUAGCCUCGUGUUUUAGGCACCCUUUACGACAUGCUGCUAUUGUAGCUAUUGAAUAUUCUGCAGCCAGGGAUAGACACCUUUUCCCUGGUAUUGGACAUACUGGAAGUAACUCUACUCAAAUGGAUCUUGUGCAGUAUUCUUUAAGAGGUUCUCCUGUAAAAAGACAAAAGACCAAUCUCGAAGAUGUUCAGGAUGAUGAAAAACUGGAUUCUCAUAUCAAUGGUUUUCAUUGUGAAUCAGUCAGACCAUAUUUAUGUACAGGUUAUGACGUCUUCCUUGUUUGGGAGCCUUGCACGUUGUGUGCAAUGGCACUAGUCCAUCAAAGAGUUAGGCGUAUAUUCUAUGCCUUCCCAAAUCCAAAUGAGGGUGCACUGGGAAGUGUUCAUAGACUACAAGGUGAAAAAAGCCUAAAUCACCACUAUGCUGUUUUUAGGGUCUUGUUGCCUGCAGAAAUCCUUGAGAAAGAACGUAAAACCAUAGUUGCAACAUGUGAUGAUGACAAAAAUAACACAACUUGAUUCUGCUAGAGGAAAGGUUUUGGUCAUGAUAGAUACACUUUUGUUAUGUAUGUUAUCAGCUAAUGGAAAGUUCAUACUAUGUGACAUUUAUCCACAAUUUUAGCUCCUGACUUUUGUGCUCCAUUAAAGUUCUGGGAAAUUACUCCGCGGUGCUGAAAACCAUCACAAUCAGUAUCAUUGCCCAAUUUUAGUGUUUUUUUUUCCCUCUUCCCCUCCCCUUAAUAUUGUUCUUAAAUUCUAGUUACUCUUUCCUUUAACCCACGUUAAUGUUUUUUGUAGCAUAUAAUGGUCCUUGAUUUUUGGUCGGGUUGGCAAUUCUAUUUUGUUUUUAUUUAUAAAUGUAGAAAAGUUUACAUGCA